CAAGUUGUGUGAAUGCAUAUUCCCAGAUAUGUGAUGACUUGUAGUAGCAAUUAUUAAAACCUUAGACCAAAAUCACCAACCAAAACAACUUCCUUAACAACCGAUGGGUCCUUUUACCAAUUCAUCUGAAUUUAAUUUUAUCAUAUGAUUGAAGAAGAAGAAGAAGACUCACCAUAAAAUGUCUUCUCUGUCGCAAUCGCAAUCGCAAUCGCCGCCGGAGAUGCAAAUCCAACCGCCGGCAUUGCUGGACGACGAUCCUUCCUCCGCCAUGUGGGAUUGGGGUGAUCUCCUCCUCGACUUCGCCGCAGACGAGCGUCUCCUCGUCUCCUUGGAGUCCGAUCAACCUCCCUUCUCCCCCGCUCCUCCUCCUCCUCCUCCGACGACGACGAUUUCGACGUAUCCUUCUCCGGAUGAAUCAGGCUCUGGCUCCGAUCGGGUCAGGAAGCGAGACCCGAGGCUGCUCUGUUCCAAUUUCGUGGAAGGUUUGCUCCCGUGCUCGUGUCCGGAGCUCGAUCAGAAGCUGGAGGAGGCUGAGUUACCGAAGAAGAAACGGGUACGAGGCGGCGGGGUGUCGGGCGUGGCUCGGUGUCAAGUUCCGGGUUGUGAGGUUGAUAUAAGCGAGCUCAAAGGGUACCACAGAAGGCACAAGGUUUGCCUCCAGUGUGCCAACGCUACAUCCGUUGUGCUUGAGGGAGAGGAUAAGAGAUACUGUCAACAGUGUGGAAAGUUCCACGUGCUCCCGGACUUCGACGAGGGGAAACGCAGCUGUCGGAGGAAGCUAGAGCGUCACAACAACAGGAGGAAAAGGAAACCUGUAGAUAAAGGAGGACUUGCUUCGAAACAACAACAGCAAGUGUUAUCACAGAAUGAUAACAGCGUCAUUGAUGUUGAUGAUGGUAAAGAUAAUGGAUGUUCUAGUGACCAGAGAGUGGAACAAGAUGCUUCGUUGAAUUUUGAAGACCGGCGUAUUCCCACUCAGGGGUCUGUACCAUUUACCCAUAGCAUCAACGCGGACAGCUUUGUCUCUGGUACAGGUUCGGGUGAAGCUCUACCAGAUGAAGGAAUUAAUGACACAAAGUUUGAACGUUCACCUUCCGGUGGUGACAACAAAAGUGCUUACUCAACUAUGUGCCCCACAGGUCGGAUCUCUUUCAAACUCUACGAUUGGAAUCCAGCGGAGUUCCCUCGGAGACUACGUCAUCAAAUAUUCCAAUGGCUGGCCACCAUGCCUGUUGAGCUGGAGGGCUAUAUCCGUCCUGGAUGUACAAUUUUGACUGUCUUUAUAGCAAUGCCAGAGAUUAUGUGGGCGAAGUUGUCUAAAGAUCCUGUGGCAUAUCUGGAUGAAUUUAUUCUUAAACCUGGGAAGAUGCUAUUUGGAAGAGGCUCGAUGACUGUCUAUUUGAACAACAUGAUUUUUCGUCUUAUCAAAGGUGGAACAACUUUAAGAAGAGUAGAUGUUAAACUAGAGUCACCAAAACUUCAGUUUGUGUAUCCAACCUGUUUUGAAGCUGGCAAACCAAUUGAACUCGUUGUUUGUGGACUUAACCUUGUGCAACCCAAAUGCCGGUUUCUUGUGUCUUUUUCUGGGAAGUACUUACCACAUAACUAUUCUGUUGUACCUGCACCGGGCCAGGAUGGGAAGCGUUCUUGUAGUAACAAGUUGUACAGGAUAAAUAUUGUGAAUUCUGAUCCUAAUCUAUUUGGCCCUGCAUUUGUCGAGGUUGAAAAUGAAUCUGGCCUAUCAAAUUUCAUACCUCUAAUAAUUGGAGAUAAAGCUAUUUGUUUUGAAAUGAAAGUAAUAGAGCAGAAGUUCAAUGCUACACUCUUUCCAGAGGAACAAGGCAUUACCGCCUGCUGUUCUUUGACUUGCUGUUGCAAGGAUUUCAAAGAGAGGCAGAGCUCCUUUACUGGGCUCUUGUUAGAUAUUGCAUGGUCAGUGAAGGUGCCCUCUACAGAAUGCACUGAGCAGACCGUGAACCGAUGUCAGAUAAAAAGAUACAACAGAGUACUGAAUUAUCUGAUACAGAGUGACUCGCCCUCAAUCUUAGGAAACGUACUGCACAAUCUGGAAACUUUGGUGAACAAAAUGAAGCCGGACAGUCUCGUUCACUGUACGUGUGACUGCGACGUGAGGCUUCUACAUGAAAAUAUGAAUACAGCCAGAAAGCAGCAAAGCCAUGAAGAUUCAAAGGUGAAUCCAGUAACACCAGUGUGCUGUUGUGACAGCAGUUUCCAGAAGGACUUUCCAUCAAGAGUAUUAAACUUCAAUCAGGAACCAGAUGUAGGAUUAGGUUGUGACGAGAGGAUACGAGCGGCUUCACCAGAUACAGGCAGAAAAGAGACAGAUCCUCUUUUAAACAACGAGGUUAUCAUGAAUGUAAAUGACAUAGGAGACUGGCCAAGGAAGUCUUGUAUACCAAUACAGUCUGCCCAAACAUUCAGGUCUCGUCAAACUGUUCUCUUUAUCGCCACAAUUGCUGUCUGUUUUGCGGUCUGUGUGGUUCUCUACCAUCCAAACAAGGUCACGCAGCUUGCAGUGUCGAUCCGGACGAGAUUGGCACACAAACUAUGAAUAAAAAGUCCAAUGGCAGAGACUCUCAUUUUAACCGUUGAAGAUGUGUUCAUAAAAAAAACUUGGAGGGUAGCUGUAUAAAAAAAGCUUGUCUCAACCUUCAACAAGAGCUCAGCUACAGCUUCUCAAGAUAGAUUCCCUUGAGAAAGAGAUAAAGUGGUUUAAUUAUCAGAUGAGUUUACUUGCUCUUUCUCCUCUGUUCUUCUUCCCAAUUUCUUAAAAGACAUGGUGGUGAUGCUGCAACUGUAAUAACAGGAAAUGGUCUGGUCAGUGACCUGAUUGCUCCUAACCGACUAGUGUUUAUAUAUAUAGACUAGGGCUUUGCUUUCGCUCACUGUAACAUGUUUUUUUCUUGGUCUAAAACGUUUCAUGGACA
Molecule: messenger RNA, 2948 nt
Organism: Raphanus sativus (radish)
Lineage: Eukaryota; Viridiplantae; Streptophyta; Magnoliopsida; Brassicales; Brassicaceae
Product: squamosa promoter-binding-like protein 7
Exons: 10
Coding region: 179-2572 (797 amino acids)
Cellular component (GO): nucleus
Molecular function (GO): DNA binding
Source: RefSeq, a predicted model, not a curated record